AAUUAUGACUAUAUUAGAGACAAAACCAUGUAGGAUUUACAAAAAAAAUCCGUAAUUCACAAUCAAUCUCAAAUUUCAAGAAUAAACCGAAAAAAUUCCAUGUGGGCAUGGGUUAACAAGAAAAUCAUAAUUUACAAAAAUUUUCAAAUCAUCAGGGCAGUUAAGUAAACUCCAAACCCGCGUGUCCUGCUCUUCUUCUUCCUCCCGACCCCCUGCGACCCGACGAGCCCCAGCUACUGCCACCCAUUUUCGGCCGGGAACACCGGUAAAACUUGGGGAUUUCUCCUUCUUUUCUUGUUCUAGAACACCUAUUAAAUCCAGAAUUUUCCAGAUCUGCUCUCUUCCCUCUGCCGCGAGUUCCCUGUUGCUGGGUGGGUGAAAUUUUCGGUUAUUUUGGCCCCGUGACCGACCUUCCUCCUCUGCCGCCGGUUGCUGCUGGGGUGAAUUUCGGUUUUCUUGGUAAAAAUCAGCCAUGAAUUGUAUCUUUUUAGCUUUAAUUGGCUUGGGUUUACUCCAAUUUCCCUUGGUUUCUCCAAUUUUGGGUAGUUUCCGUGAGUUUCCCUGCAGAUGCCGCCGGCUUCUUCUCCCUGCCAGCUCCGGUUUGCUUGCUGGAAUUCUGGAAGUGAAACCGAGGACGAGGAAACCAAGGGGAGUGACGAGGUAGAAGGCUAGCCAUUUUAAUUGGAUAUAAGUUUUAGAUUUUAUCAUCUUUUUUUAAGGUAGAUUUUAUUCUUGAGAUUUUGUGAUUUGGAAUAAGUUCCAAGCCUUGUGCACUUGCGGGACCUGUCUCAUGAGUGCACGGCGUCUGUCGCGUUCCCGGAUUUGGGUUCUGAGGUGUGACAGAUUUAACUAUAUAUCAAUCACUUCAACUACAUAUAGAAGGUGUUAUAAAGGUUGAGAUUGAUGCUGAUACAUCAGACGAAGAAGAGGGCAAUGGAGAAGAAAAAGAUUUAGAAACCUCAAGAAAUAGUGAUAGUAUUG
Molecule: messenger RNA, 981 nt
Organism: Rubroshorea leprosula
Lineage: Eukaryota; Viridiplantae; Streptophyta; Magnoliopsida; Malvales; Dipterocarpaceae
Source: the annotation of a GenBank genome assembly